AUGUAGACGCGAGAAGUUGGCCCGUGGUCGAGUAGUAUUGUUGCCGCUUUUCCGCGUGCGUGAUUGGCCGAUGCGUGCGUGCGGUCGAUACGAUGCGGCGAUCGAGAUCGCGCUGCGAGUUUCGCGUGCGUGUAUGUAUGUAUAUACAUAUGUGUAUGUGUCGUGUGAUGUGACAGCUGGCAUCGGUUGCGCGAGAUAUACCGAUGAAUUUAAAAUAUUCGAGAAGAUAUGAUGGGAUUAGCUAUUGGUGCUCAUGGUGCAAAUAUAUUCAACAAGCGUGAAAAGUUGAUGACAUUACAAAUAUCGUUAGAAGAAAAUUCAUGCAUAUUUAAGAUAUAAUAUAGAGAGACGCAUGAAGCUGUUAAAAAAGACUGAUUUAUGCUGGAAUGCAGCGAUAACCUAGAAAUAAAUAGAUAGAUAGUGACAGUCGUGACCAUCGCCGCGUGAUAGAUAUAGUGAUAUAGUGAAAUAUAUAUUGACGGCAGGGAGCUGAUGCCGAUUUUCUUUAAGAAGGAAGGUGUAUCCAAAAUCGCACACGAACAUUUUAUAUUCAACUAUAUGGUAUACAAUUUUGCCGCUAUAUAUUGACCGCAGGGAGCUGAUACCGAAGAGAUCUUUAAGAAGGAAGGUGUAUCCAAAAUUGCACAUGUAUGGGACUUGUGAGUUAUGCGAAGCAACUGAUACUACUAAGGUUCAUUGGUCAUAUGAAGUUAGCACACGUCAAGCUUGACAUCCUAAAGAUCACAAUGCAUUCUGAAAACGAUACCGUGCAGGUUCGUUGGCGUAUACGUGGUGUCAUCACAGGCUGGAAGGUAUUUUCUGUGUUUUGGAAGAAAAAUUUGGAAAAUACAACAUGUCAUAAAAUAAGCGCUAACCAGAAAAUAUGGUACGACGGCUUUUUUACGUUAAUGCUGAAUGGAAAAGUCUAUAAGCAUAUUGCGGACAAAAUGAUGCCCAAUCAGGAUACAGCCACGAAAAAGAAAGAUAUGCGCAUGGCAGGGAAAUUAGCGCUAUUCACAGGCCUUGUAAGCAUAUUUAGUAACGACGAGGAUUCAUUGAGUUAAGCUCUGUCUUGAAAUCGCAUCAAUUGAAGUGAAUCCACUGCUGAGUGCUGAAAUUAUACGAUUUUAUCCGUCACAACGAAUAGACCAAGAAGA
Temnothorax curvispinosus is the source of this 1157-nucleotide messenger RNA. RefSeq lists its product as uncharacterized. The transcript is spliced from 6 exons. Bases 651 to 1064 code for a protein of 137 amino acids. NCBI's taxonomy places the organism in Eukaryota, Metazoa, Arthropoda, Insecta, Hymenoptera, Formicidae. The record is from RefSeq and is a predicted model, not a curated record.